AUGUGCUCAGGAUGUAGCACUAAAAACGGUGUGUUCAAGCUCAGCAAUUUAGUUCAUUUUGUAAUGGCUUCAUAUUCACGGUUUGAUUUGGUAAUGUUGUUUUUUAUUCGUCACUCCCCAGUUGCCCAGUACUUGCUAAUCACGCAAAAAGGAGAAAAUAUGAAGUUUGUAAACAUAACGACAGCAUGGAUAUAUGUUGCUUUUUUAUCGACGAUUUGCCACUUGUCUCUUGGAGCAAACUACCAAGGUAAGGCUGUGCAAAUUAAACGACAUAGCAGGUCUGUGAUCUGUUCGGAAGACGCCAGAUUUGAGGUCUAGAAUUUUCGGGACAUUUGUGGUAAAAUUUCUUGCUUGCCGGCCUCUCCUUUUUCGAACAUCUGAAAAAUGGUAUAAUUGCCCAUUUUUAGGGGAUUUUUACCCUAAAAAGGUCACCUAAAAUUUUCGGGAGCGGUUUGUCUGGCCGAAAUUUCCUAAAAGGUAAGAGUUGAUCGCUAUAAUUUUCGGAUCACUAGGCUUUCAGCUAGGAAAUCCGAACAGAUGAAAAAUUUUUAGGGGAUAAAAAUAUGCCUAUAUCUACUGUUAAAUACUAAAAUACGUUUAACAAUGCUAUGUUUAAGUGGUUUUGAACUAUAUUCUCGUUGGGUGCCCCUGUUGUAAAAUAAUUCGCUUGACCGUGUCAGCUCAGUCCUGAUUAAAUUACGCUUUCAUUGCUUUAACCGACAACAACCAACCCGAUCACUUAAGAGGAGCCGCGCACAAAUAUCCCAAUCUGUUUUUCAGUCUUCUUUUGUUUUGGCCGGGAGAAUAAUUUGAUUCGCUUGAGCCGGUAAUCCGCGGACAGCAUUGAACCUCGCUCUUGAAAUCGUUUCCAACGCGAAUGUUGACUUUUGUCUUUGAAAGUCAACUUCAAUAUUACUCAAUAAAUGGGGAACCCAACGAGGAUAUAGUUCAGAACCACUUAACAUAGCAUUGUUGAACGUAUUUUAGUAUUUAAACGGUAGAUAUAGGCAUAUUUUUAUCCCCUUAAAACUUUUCAUCUGUUCGGAUUUCCUAGCUGAAAGUAGCUGAAAGUCUAGUGAUCCGAAAAUUAUAGGGAUCAAAACUUACCUUUUCGAAAAUUUCAGCCAGGAAACGGCUUCCGAAAAUUCUAGGUGGCCUUUUUUAGGGUAAAUAUCCGUUUAAAAUGGGUAAUUAUACCAUUUUGUAGAUGUUCGAAAAUCCUAGGAGAGGCAGGAAAGCAAGAAAUUUUACAACAAAUAUUCCGAAAAUUCUAGUUCUAAGAUCGUCUUCCGAACAGAUAUUUUCCCGANAUAUUACUCAAUAAAUGGGGAACCCAACGAGGAUAUAGUUCAGAACCACUUAACAUAGCAUUGUUGAACGUAUUUUAGUAUUUAAACGGUAGAUAUAGGCAUAUUUUUAUCCCCUUAAAACUUUUCAUCUGUUCGGAUUUCCUACCUGAAAGUAGCUGAAAGUCUAGUGAUCCGAAAAUUAUAGGGAUCAAAACUUACCUUUUCGAAAAUUUCAGCCAGGAAACGGCUUCCGAAAAUUCUAGGUGGCCUUUUUUAGGGUAAAUAUCCGUUUAAAAUGGGUAAUUAUACCAUUUUGUAGAUGUUCGAAAAUCCUAGGAGAGGCAGGAAAGCAAGAAAUUUUACAACAAAUAUUCCGAAAAUUCUAGUUCUAAGAUCGUCUUCCGAACAGAUAUUUUCCCGAAAAUUGCCGUUGGGUGCCCCUGUUAAAUAGGCCGGGUUUUGUUUGCAGGGGAGCCACUGCACGAUGUUAGUGAUUAUCACCACCAUUUCAAUUUUAUUUAGUAAUGGAAGUAACAAAAUUCACAACCAAGAAGCUGGUUACAAUUCACUAAGAAUAUAAUAUACUUGGCCAAAUCAAGAGAGGAGAAGCUUCAUAUUCUUUCGACUUAAAUGUAUCCUAUAAUAAGAAGAACAAUAAAUUGAUGAGUAAAAAUAUCAAAAGCCAAAUAUAAUAAAUAAAUAAAAAUCUAUCGUGGGUCACAUUAACGCCAAAGAAUCAAAAGUCAAUUGAUAAACAGAAGCGCAGGCAUGGAAGCAAAAGGGAAAUAGCUUAAGCUGAAAAUGUGCAGUUGCCUAGUACGUAACUCUACGUAUGUAACUAAUUGUUUCCCAGUUUUAAUUCUCAAACCAAAAUGCAGCGUUUGCUCAGUAGUUCUCACACACGAACUAGCAAAAGCGGUUAAAAUGCUCCUAUAGAACUUGGUCUUACGACGUUUACCUCAUCAAACCGAUAAAAACUGAAUCGCAAACGGUGAAACCAAGUCAAGUGCUUGGUAACGAUAAUUUGGAGUGGGUUGGACUGAAACUUAUUGACUGUACUCACGUCUGAAACAUUCCUAACCACACCCCUGCAAAUAUAAAUUCUGUCUUCAGACUACAGACUUUAAACUCAGGACUUCAGACCUCAGAUUUAGAAACAGUUACAAAAGGGUUUUUUGUUUCCUGUGGGGACCAAUUUCCUUGUCUAGCGUAACUCAGUAUCACAAUAUGAACCAGGGCGGUUAAAGGUUAUCCGCACAGAUAGUAACAUCUCUCGCUACGUUUUCGUUGCACUAGGAUUGUUGCGUAUAGGGGUAUAAUCAUGUAGUUCCUCUCAAAGCUUCUUGGCAAUAAAAGAGUGUACUUAGCAAGUGAAAAAAAAAAACCGAGGCUUGGGAUUUUGCUGUUGUUUAGUCGACGCCUUAAAAAGGUCACUUAAUUGCCUUCUCAUCACAGUGUUGUCUAAUUAAGAAAAUAUUGGCUUACAUGAAGUCGAGUUUCUGUGCAUUCCAGUGGAAGCCCGCUGCAAAGGCAGACGUAUUUCCAGCUGUUGCUUCCCGCAAAGCUCGACAAAGGUCUGCAGUCUGAGGCACCUCUUCGGCUUUAGUACAAUAAUUAUAGAUAAUUAUAGCUCUGUUUUUUAUUGUUUGCUUGUUUACCCAUUUGAACAGAUCAAGGCAAUCGAACUUCCCUCCACACAGACGGUGACAUCGUUCUCGGAGGUUUAUUCCCUGUCCACCGUCGCAGUGACAAGACUGAAAACGCGUGUGGGGAAAUAGACCGACAUCCGGGUUACCAGUACCUCGCAUCCAUGUUAUUUGCUUUGGAGGAAAUCAACAAUGAUUCCACCAUCCUUCCAGGUAUAAAACUGGGUGCUAACAUAUACGACACAUGUAGAAGUCAAACAAUUGGUUCUGAUGGCGCUAAAGAGAUCAUCAAGUACGCACUUCGAGAAGAAAACGGGACUCCACCGUUGUCUGGCGUAAUUGGCCCAUUUCGGAGCGAUGUGUCAGUCGCUGUUGCUAAUAUGUUUCGGGUGUUUAACAUUCCUCAAGUAAGUUAUGGUUCGACCACUCCAGUUCUCAGCGAUAAAGAAAUCUAUGGGUAUUUUUUACGAACUGUGCCAUCAAACUCGUACCAAGGUAAGGCAAUGGUGGAUGUCGUUCUCUAUUUUGGAUGGAGCUAUGUGAUGACUGUAUAUUCUCCUGGGCAGUACGGAGAAAAAGGAAUGGAGAAAUUUUACGAGGAGGCGGAGCGUGCGGGACUAUGUAUUGCAAACAAGAAAAAACUUCCCGCCUUCCCAACUGAAGGGGAUUACUUAAAAACCAUCCAGGAACUUCAACAAACAAGAAAAGCAAAUUCAAAUGGCAAAGUAGAUGUCGUUGUGUUAUUCUGUAUUCAGCGAGAUAACCGAGGGCUAGUUCAAGCAGCAAAUAAAGUUCUGAAAAAUGGGGAAAAAUUUUACUGGCUUGCAAGCAAUUCUUGGGGAGAUAGAAAAGAAGUUACCGACGGAGCCGAAGAGGCAGGAGAUGGUGCCAUCACAAUAAACUACAUUGAAGGAAAAGUCAAUCGUUUCAAAGAGUACUUCUUAAACUUGAAACCGUCCAACAAUAAAUACGGUCCAUGGUUUGAUGAAUUUUUUCAAGAAACUCUAAAGUGCAAGCUUGUAAACUCGUCUAGGCCACUUAAUUACUCGCGAGAAUGUCGCCUAAACGACUCUCUACCUCAAGAUCUGGACAUUGCGCCUGUUCGGGUUGUAAUGAAUGCCGUUUACGCUGUGACACAUGCACUUAACAAUAUGCAUAGAGAAUUGUGCUCUGGGAAGUCUGGCCUAUGCGCAGAGAUGAAACACCUUAAACGAGAAAAGUUCUUGAUAUAUUUAAAAAACGUAACUUUUCAGGACGCGUCGCUUAGUUCCAAAGUAACAUUCAACCAAAAUGGCGAUGUGGAUGGUGACUACAACAUACUGAAUUUUAAAAAGAUAGAGGAAAAGUUUCGGCACGUAGUUGUGGGCAAUUGGAGUGGUGCGCUAAGUAAAGAUGGAAACAUCAAGGGACAUAUAAACUUGGAUGAAAGACAGAUACUGUGGGGUGUCGGAAAAAUUAAAACACCGCAAUCAUAUUGUAGCAAACUAUGUUCUUCUAAACAGAUCACAGUUCCAGAGCUUGUGAAUGCACGCUGCUGUUGGCGAUGUGAAAGCUGCCAGUCCAAUGAUAUCAUUACAAACAACACUUGCUCUGUAUGCAGUCCGGGAAGCAUCCCAAGUCAGAAUCUUACUGUAUGCGUCCAACUACCAGUUAUUUUCCCAUCUUGGUCUGAUAUCCGCGCUAAAGUUUUAACUGCAGUUGCGUCAGUUGGUAUUGUCAGCAGCAUUACUACUGCUUUGUUUUUUUUUAUGAAUAGACGCCAUCGCGUCAUAAAAGCAUCUGGAAGAGAACUGACUGGCAUCUUGUUUAUGGGAGUUGUGUCAUGUUAUGUUUCGGUACUGGUACACUUUAUGAAACCUACAAACACAUUAUGCGGGGUGCGGCGUUUCGCAGACAGCGUGUCGAUGACCAUGUGUUACGCUCCGGUGCUGUUGAGGACAAAUCGUAUCUAUCGCAUAUUUAAGGCUGCGCAGAAGUCAGUUCGCCGGCCUUCUUUCGUAAGCCCGAUAUCACAAAUGUUGGUGGCGAUUGGUAUUACAGGAGUGCAGUGUCUCAUAACUAUGAUUUGGGUUCUAUCCAAACCACCUAAUGCCGUGAACUCCUAUUCUCAUAAGGAGUACGUGAUCCUUGAAUGUAGUACAGACGACUUCAACGUAGCGAUCAACUUGUGUUUCAACGCCAUUUUGAUGUUUGUCUCCACAGUGUUCGCAUUUCGAACUCGGAACUUUCCAAGGAAUUUUAACGAAGCAAAAUAUAUCGGAGUUACGAUGUAUUUGUCGUGUUCGGUGUGGGUGAUAUUUCUACCUUGUUACCUGAAUGCUGCUAAUAGUAUUUACAAAUCGUACUUCUUGUGUAGUUCUUUAUUUCUUAUUGGAACUAUAACUCUUCUUGGUCUUCUGGUACCGAAAAUAUUCCUUGUUUAUUUUGGAAACACUGCGAUAGGUCCGGCCGGUGAUACACUGACGGGUACUUUCACUGGACAUCAAGGCAGAAGUGAGCAAAGCCAACAUGGUCAAGAGCCAACAUCCGGUAAUAAAUAUAAAAUGGAAAACACUGCGUCCAGCUUAACUUAA
Molecule: messenger RNA, 5508 nt
Organism: Porites evermanni
Lineage: Eukaryota; Metazoa; Cnidaria; Anthozoa; Scleractinia; Poritidae
Source: the annotation of a GenBank genome assembly